Rasamsonia emersonii CBS 393.64 is the source of this 1293-nucleotide messenger RNA. Its product is annotated as Histidinol-phosphate transaminase. Lineage: Eukaryota; Fungi; Ascomycota; Eurotiomycetes; Eurotiales; Trichocomaceae. The record is from RefSeq and is a predicted model, not a curated record. The transcript has 3 exons. Gene Ontology annotation, molecular function: L-histidinol-phosphate:2-oxoglutarate transaminase activity; pyridoxal phosphate binding. Bases 1 to 1293 code for a protein of 430 amino acids. Gene Ontology annotation, biological process: L-histidine biosynthetic process.
AUGGCUCGAAAGUCGCCGUUCGACCUGUCGAAAUGCGCACGGCCGAACAUUCUCAAGUUGCAGCCAUAUCGGUGCGCGAGAGAUGACUACAAAGACGAUGGGACGAACGUGCUGCUGGACGCCAACGAGAAUGCGUACGGCCCCGGGCUGGCGCUGAACGAGCGCGGCAAACUGGAGGAGUCGUCGCAGCCGGAGGUUGACUUUUUGGGGCUGAACCGAUAUCCUGAUCCGCAUCAGAUCGAACUCAAGGAAUUACUAUGUCGGCUCCGGAACACGCGCGUCCACACACAGAAGGAAUUGAGGCCGGAAAACGUCUUCGUCGGCGUCGGGUCAGACGAGGCGAUCGAUGCGCUUCUGCGAUGCUUCUGCGCCCCCGGACGGGAUAAGAUCCUGACGUGUCCGCCCACGUACGGUAUGUACGGCGUCAGCGCCGAUGUCAACGACGUCGAGAUCGUCAAGGUGCCGCUCGACGUGGAGAAUGGGUUCCAGCUGCAGCCGGACAAGAUCAACGAGGCUCUUGCCGCGGACGAGCGGAUCAAGCUCGUCUACAUCUGCUCGCCAGGGAACCCGACGGCGAACCUCAUCCGGAAGGACGACAUCCAGAAGGUGCUGGAACACCCGACGUGGAACGGCGUCGUCGUGGUCGACGAAGCCUACAUUGACUUUGCGCCGGAGGGAUCUAGUCUGGCGGAGUGGGUGACGGAGUGGCCGAACCUGGUCGUGAUGCAGACGCUGAGCAAGGCAUUCGGUCUGGCCGGCAUCCGACUGGGAGCUGCUUUCUCGAGUCCUGAGAUCGCCAGUCUCCUGAACAACAUGAAAGCGCCGUACAACAUCUCCAGCCCGACGAGCGCGCUUGCCAAGGCGGCGCUCUCGCCGAAGAACCUGGCCGUCAUGCGCCAGAAGCGAGACAAGAUCAUUGCCCAGCGCGAGCGAAUGCUGAGAGAGCUGCCGAACAUCCCCGGCGUAGGCCGGUUCCUGGGCGGGCAGGAUGCGAACUUCCUCCUCGUCGAGAUCCUGGACAAGCCGGCGAGCGAGGGCGGGAAACCGAGCAACGUCACCGCGCUGGCGACGUACGAGGCCCUGGCCGAGAAGAAGGGUGUCGUGGUCCGAUUCCGGGGGAAGGAAUACGGCUGCGAGGGCUGUCUGCGGGUGACGGUCGGCACAGAGGACGAGGUUACCAAGUUCCUGGAGGAGCUGCGCGUGGUGCUGCAGAGUCUGCACGCGGGCAUCAAGAUCGAGUCGUCGAAGGUGGAGGACAAAAAGGAGAAGGAGGCCAGUGCGGUUGUUGCAUGA